AUGUUUGGAUUUGGGUCUUCAAAGAACGAUUUCGUCGUUGAAGGCAAGACUGUUGUUAUCACUGGUGGCUCCGAUGGCAUGGGCAGAGCUGUCGCACUUGAGCUGGCCGAGAAAGGCGCCAACGUUAUCGUGGUUGCUCGCACAAUCUCCAAGCUUUUGACUGCCGUCGACGAGAUGAAGGCUGCUGCCGGCAACAAGUUCACGCAGAAAUUCCACCAUAUCAGUGCUGAUCUCACUGAUCCCGCCGAGUGCGAGCGAGUCAUCGCAGAGGCAACAGCAUGGAAUUCUGGUGCUGCUCCAGACGUUGUUUGGUGCUGUGCAGGCUUCUCCCGCCCCGGAUUCUUCGUGGAUGUGCCCAUUGAAGAUCACCGCAAACAAAUGGACACGAUCUAUUGGACGGCCGCCAACACAGCUCAUGCCACGCUUCGCAAUUGGCUGGCCCCCGUUCCUCCCAGCGGGCAAAUGAAGACCCCCAGGAGACACCUUAUCUUUACUUGCUCUACUCUGGCAUUCGUGCCCAUUGCUGGCUAUUCGCCAUACUCGCCUGCCAAGGCAGCCAUUCGUUCACUAUCUGAUACUCUGAGUCAAGAAAUUGAAAUGUAUAACGGCGCCUUUACUCAGCGACACCGCACCGAUGCCCCCGCUGCGGAUGUCAAAAUCCACACCAUCUUCCCCAUGGGUAUUCUCAGCCCAGGAUUCGACAACGAACAAAAGACUAAGCCGGAGUUGACGAAGCAACUCGAAGAAGCCGACAAGCCCCAAACACCAAAAGAUGUUGCGCGCAUCUCAAUCAGUGCUCUGGAGCGCGGCGAAUACCUCAUCACCACCAUGUUCGUUGGAGCUAUCAUGAAGGGUACUGCUCUCGGACCCAGUCCACGAAACAGCAUCCUAGGAGACACCCUUCUGGGCUGGCUCAGCAAUGUGGUAUUUCUGCAAGUCAUUCCAGACCUUCGCAACAAGGCUUUCAAUUGGGGAAAGAAGAAUGGACUUCCCAAAAGCGCGCCGGCGUCAUAA
Messenger RNA from Penicillium antarcticum, 1014 nucleotides. It is a transcript of the gene ksrA, whose product is annotated as 3-dehydrosphinganine reductase. The coding region runs from base 1 to 1014 and encodes 337 amino acids. Gene Ontology annotation, cellular component: endoplasmic reticulum membrane. The record is from RefSeq and is a predicted model, not a curated record. Gene Ontology annotation, biological process: sphingolipid biosynthetic process. NCBI's taxonomy places the organism in Eukaryota, Fungi, Ascomycota, Eurotiomycetes, Eurotiales, Aspergillaceae. The transcript is spliced from 3 exons. Gene Ontology annotation, molecular function: 3-dehydrosphinganine reductase activity.